AUGUCAGAUAGGGAAGCGACGAGUGAACUAUCAUCAACAGUCCGUGAGGGUGUGGGCUACGAUGAGGUCUUUCCAUCAGGGCACGAGCUUGGGAAAGAUUCUCCUCAAUCCCCAGAAAGGGAGCCGUCCACCCAGUCCUUGAGUGAUGAAAAUGAGGAAGAGGAUGAGGGAGACGUUGAGGGGGAUGAAUAUAAAGAGGGAGAAGAGGAUGAAGAGGAUAGGGAGGAUGAGGAGGAUAGUGAAAAAGAUGAGGACGAUGAGGGAAUACCUUUUGAAGGGGGAGACCCAGGGAGUUAA
This is a messenger RNA of Quercus robur (English oak), 297 nucleotides long. RefSeq lists its product as uncharacterized. NCBI's taxonomy places the organism in Eukaryota, Viridiplantae, Streptophyta, Magnoliopsida, Fagales, Fagaceae. Bases 1 to 297 code for a protein of 98 amino acids. The record is from RefSeq and is a predicted model, not a curated record. The transcript has a single exon.